AUUUUACAAGUUAAUAAGUCAAUAAUUAAAUUAAUCGCAAUUUGAUCGAAAUGAUCAUAAAAAUCGAGUUGUGUCGAUUUGUCACUUGAGCAUGUAUUAUGUUAUGUUAACAAUUGAUCUGUUAUUUCAUUAUAAAGCUUCCUCUACUUCUGAUUUUGUUCCAGGUUCCAGGUAUUCUCUUGAACGCGAUAUCAAUAUAUAUAUGGAAUAAAUAAAAUUUUAUUAUCCUUUAAUCAGAUAUUGUUGAUAUUGUUCAUAAUAUGUCUACAGAUUACAGCAACAGAUAUGUAUUUAAAGCUGAAUGGUACGACAAAGUUGCUUGCAUAAUGAAAAAAUUUUAUCUGUAUUAUUAUCCAUCUAACAAUACUAUCGAAUUGUUUGAUUUAAAAACAAAGAAGACCUUUCUAAAAAGGACCAUAUGUGAAGGCAUUAAAGCUAAAGAUUUUUAUAUUGGUGCUAUAGUAAUAAUAUUUUCCAGAUGCAUAAAAAUUAUGGAUUAUGCAGAUAAUUAUACUAAAAUCAAGUUAGAAACACAACUGCAAAAAUUUUUUGUACUUUUGAAACCAGAUGUUAUUGAUAAAAUGGGUGAAAUAUUUAAAAUUAUUACAAAUCACGAUUUUCAUAUUACAAAUAUGAAAAUGAUGCAAUUAACUCCCACUGAAAUUGCAGAAUGUUAUUUUAUAAAAGAUGCAACUGAUAAGGUGUCUAUGAUAAAUUAUCUUACCUCUGGCCCUGUUGUUGGUUUGGAACUAUUAGGAGAAAAUGGUAUAUCAAGAUGGCAAGAAUUAGUAGAUCCAGAAAAUUGUAAACACGUUUAUCCCACAGCUACAUCUUCAUUAAGAGCUUGUUGUGGAAAAGAUGAAAUAUAUAAUUCUAUAUAUGGAUCUAAGAAUAUCGAAAUAGCAAUGCAAGAGUUGCAACAUUUCUUUCCCAAUUUAAGAAAUAAAAAAGGGCUAAAAACUACUGCAAUUCUGCAAAAUUGCACCUGUUGCAUUAUCAAACCACAUGCUGUACAAGCAAGGCUUGUUGGUGCCAUUAUUGAUGAUAUUCAAAAGGCAGACUAUAUAAUUACAGCUAUACAACAAUUUCAUAUUAAUGUAAUUAAUUCCGAGGAAUUUUUGGAAAUUUAUAAAGGCGUGCUUCCUGAGUAUACUGCAAUGGUAGCCGAGUUACAAUCUGGUCCAUGCGUUGUUAUAGAAAUAAGUCGUAAAAACGAGGACUCCAAUAUUGUUGCUGAUUUUAGGAAUUUUUGCGGUCCAAUGGAUCCAGAUAUUGCACGGCAAAUCAAACCAAAUACGCUUAGAGCAAAAUAUGGAAAAACAAAAGUACAAAAUGCUGUACAUUGUUCCGACUUGCCGGAAGAUGGUGUAUUAGAGGUUGAAUAUUUCUUUAAGAUACUUGAGGGAUAAAAGCAAUUUGAGUGAUUAAAUAUUCGAAUAUGCUACAUUUUUUGCAUCAUAUAAAUUAUUAAUAAAAAAUAUUCAUUUUAAAAUUUAACAAUUAUU
Messenger RNA from Camponotus floridanus (Florida carpenter ant), 1505 nucleotides. RefSeq names its product nucleoside diphosphate kinase 7 (gene nmdyn-D7). Gene Ontology annotation, molecular function: nucleoside diphosphate kinase activity; ATP binding. Gene Ontology annotation, biological process: CTP biosynthetic process; GTP biosynthetic process; UTP biosynthetic process. NCBI's taxonomy places the organism in Eukaryota, Metazoa, Arthropoda, Insecta, Hymenoptera, Formicidae. The record is from RefSeq and is a predicted model, not a curated record. The transcript is spliced from 10 exons. Gene Ontology annotation, cellular component: centrosome. Bases 261 to 1409 code for a protein of 382 amino acids.